AUGGACUCAAAACCAGAAACCGAUUCUGUGAAGCUCGGGACUGAACAAGCUGGUCAAUACUUGCUCACUGCAGAGGAUGCCGAGCUUUUGCGGGAGAUUCUCAAAGACAAUAUCUCAUAUCAGUCGGGUGAGAAGCGAAAAUUUAGGUUCCAGGACUUGAAAUUCACCCAGCAGCUGAGUACUUUUCAAAAUUUGGGAACCACUGCCCCCCAGUUCCAUGGCUUUUUUGUUCUCUUCUGGAUUGGGGUAACCCUGAUGCUGUUCAGGCUUGCUGCCAACAAUUGGAGAAGCUAUGGCAGCAUAUGGGGCAAGAACGAGAUUAUCCGUCUAAUGUUCGAUAAAGAUGUCAUGGUCCUCGGACUGACUGAUUUACUCCUUUGUUGGUCUACGGGGUUCUGUUUAAUACUGCAACGAGUGGUACUCAAGGGAUAUAUUCGCUGGAAUGGUCUUGGUUGGAUCAUUCAGAAUAUCUGGCAAACUACAUACCUUGGAGUCGUUAUAUGGUGGACAUAUCAUCGCGAUUGGCCGUGGACACACACGGUCUUUAUCGUAUUGCAUUGCUUGGCUAUGCUGAUGAAGCAACACAGCUAUGCAGCUUACAAUGGUUACUUAUCGGAAAUGUACCGCAAACGAAAUAUGCUUAAAGCAAGCCUUGACCAAACCAAAGCCAAAGAAAGAGGACUUGCUAUUUCUACCAAGAUAGGACAUUCUUCUGCAGUUGAUGCAGAACUCAAUGCUGAGAUUACAGAUCUCAAGAGAAAAGACUCUAGUCGGCGCUCUUCUGACCUUCAAAACUAUUCUCCUUCCCAUGAAACCGAUCAGCUUUUAUCUCUUGUUGGAACAAUUGAGACCGGCGUGCCACUUAAACCGAAUCAGGUGAAGUCCAUCCGAGAACUGCUCGAGCAGGAGAUCGAGGUAUUAUCUGAGGGAUUAAAGGGCCGGUGUUCACUGACCAACAACCACUAUCCCCAAAACUUGACAAUAAGAAAUGUCUGCGAUUUCAUGGCAUUACCUACAUUGGUCUAUGAGCUCGAAUACCCACGGACCAAGAAAAUUGAUUGGCUCUAUGUCGCAGAGAAAACACUGGCCACAUUCAGCAUCAUUGUGGUUAUGAUCGUAGCCUCUCAAUCGUGGAUAUACCCGGUGGUGAUGGAUACGGUGCGUAUGAAAGAGGAGGGAAUGACCGCGCAGCAGAGACUUCGGGAAUUUCCCUGGGUUCUCGGGGAUUUGCUUUUUCCAUUCAUGAUGGAGUAUCUACUAGCGUUCUAUGUGAUCUGGGAAUGUGUUCUCAACGCUCUAGCCGAAAUCACCAUGUUUGCAGACCGAGGGUUCUAUUCCGAUUGGUGGAACUCGGUCUCGUGGGAUCAGUUCGCGCGGGAUUGGAACCGUCCUGUCCAUAACUUCUUAUUUCGGCAUGUAUACCAUGGCUCUAUCAGCGAAUAUCUUGAGGUUUACAUUUCACGCCCCGAGUAUUCUACUAAGCGUGCUAUCCUGCUGCUCUCUGAUGUAAUUGGUCACCGCUUCAUUAAUGCGCAGCUUAUUGCGGAUCAGCUAGCGGCAAAUGGCUACCUGGUUGUCAUGCCAGACCUAUUCCACGGUGAUCCGGUACUGCUGAACCGCCCCGCUAGCUUCGAUUUGAUGACAUGGCUAAAAGGCCCCCCCGGUCAUCCGACAAACCGUGUAGAUCCUGUGGUCCAGGCGAUACUAAAGGAAAUGAAGUCCAACAUGGGCUGCGAGCGGGUCGGUGCUGUCGGUUAUUGCUUUGGUGCAAAAUACGCCGUCCGACUGCUCCAGCCAGGUCUUUGCGAUGUUGCCUAUGUGGCACACCCCAGUUUCGUCGACAUAGAGGAAUUACAAGCAAUCCAAGGCCCGCUGUCUAUUGCUGCAGCUGAAACCGACUCGAUCUUCCCGACCCCAAAGCGCCAUGAAUCCGAGGAUAUUCUGGCUAAGACUGGCCAGCCGUACCAGAUCAACUUGUUCAGUGGCGUUGAGCAUGGGUUUGCUGUCCGCGCAGAUAUCACCAAGCCGACAAUCCGCUUUGCCAAAGAGUCUGCCUUUUUGCAGGCAGUCGCAUGGUUUGAGCAGUACCUUUAA
Messenger RNA from Penicillium robsamsonii, 2094 nucleotides. RefSeq lists its product as uncharacterized. Gene Ontology annotation, molecular function: hydrolase activity; ergosterol O-acyltransferase activity. The record is from RefSeq and is a predicted model, not a curated record. Lineage: Eukaryota; Fungi; Ascomycota; Eurotiomycetes; Eurotiales; Aspergillaceae. Gene Ontology annotation, biological process: ergosterol metabolic process. The transcript is spliced from 7 exons. Gene Ontology annotation, cellular component: endoplasmic reticulum membrane. The coding region runs from base 1 to 2094 and encodes 697 amino acids.